CGGAUGCCGCAGCUUGCAGCGACUCAAACACUACUAUACAGCAGUGUACAACUGAGGUUCCACUGAUAUUCUAAAGAAUAAACGGUCUUUCCUGUGUGCCAUAGUCAGUUAUAUUGUGUCCUUUGUUUGCUGUUGUAGAGAAGAAGACAUGUUUUCUGAAGGAUUUUAACAAUGAAAAUCUUUUUAUGUUUUACUUUGCGACGCAUAUGUUUACCGCUAGCUUUGUUAGCUAGCUAGCUAACUUGGGAGGUACCUGCUCCAGGACUGCAUCCACAUCCACAGAAAGAAACAAAACGUUAUGGAGUUCCCUUUUAAUAUCAACCACUUAUUUUCCGAUAGGUUCUCAGUUUUGGACAAUACCUUUGUUGCAAGUCGCGUAUCUCAGAAAAGGCCAGAUCUUCAAUCCCACAUAGCCACUGUCAUUGAUGAAAUGGGGAGAGCCUCUGCAAAGGCCCAAAAAUUAACCACACCUGUAACAAGUGCUGCGAAGUUGCAAUCUCAGCAUCAUCAACUCUAUUUGAUGAAGGAUGGAGAAAGCAAAGGAGGCUGUGGUGCAAUUGUGGGAUUUCUCAAGGUUGGCUACAAGAAGUUGUUUUUACUUGACCAGCAGGGUCUGCACAUAGAGGCAGAGCCACUAUGUGUUUUGGAUUUCUUCAUAGCUGAGAAUUCACAGAGACACGGAUAUGGAUUGGAACUGUUUAAUUUCAUGCUGCAGCACAAGACUUCAGACCCAGUGCAGCUGGCAUAUGACAGGCCCUCUCCCAAAUUGUUGUCUUUCCUGGCUAAGCAUUACUGCCUAACACAAAGUGUUCCUCAGGUCAAUAACUUUGUUGUGUUUGAUGGCUUCUUCCUCAACAAAUCAGUGGAACAGUCGAGAAUGAUUCCCCUAAAAAAGCCAGACACCGAGAUCAAACCCUAUUCCAUCAUGGAGAGAGAAGCGGUGCGUCAGGAGCGGAGGAGUCUUCCCUGGCCGUUUGUCCCUCCCCACUCUCCCCAGCGGUUGGUAUCCUCCCAGUUCUCCCUCAGUCUGGAAUCCUCCCCCACCAAGUCGCCCCUUCGGGCUUCAACACUGUCUGCCCCUGGGGUGCACAGGGACCAGAGUCCAAACUUUCCUCUCAUCGAGCGAUCCCGGGAAAGACGCACCAGUAGCCAACAAGGUCAAGUUGCCAGAGACGGCCUCUACAGUCGCUACAUGGACAACAAAUCUUUGGGAAUGCUGGGAAGGCCCCUGCCAGGUCUGAGAUCGGUGGGAGACCGAUCGCAGGUUUUGAGACGUACAGAAACACACAGGUUGGUGAGUGUUCCCAUAUUACAAAGCAGGCUUGUCACACAUCCACUUCCAUCUGCAACCAAGGACAAUGUCGUUUGCAGGCCGACAUCCCUAACCAACAACAGAUUACAGAUAGGAGCAGAUGCUGAGCUGGCUGGUGUGGAAAAGAAACUCCGACCUCCCAAUGGUACUGGGAACACAGCAAGAGUCCUGUUGGAAAGUCGGAGAUAUUUAUUGGCGAGAGAGCGAGACAUAAGCAGGAGUGGCUGUUGCUGUAUUGUAGGAAACACGCGCUUCGCUGCCCAGCAGGUAAAGCAGAUGCUGUUGAACAGGAGCACCUGUCCGUGGUGAAAAUGUGUAUAAAUGUAGUGUCAGUGCUGAAAUAUCCAUAUUGGAAACCAAUCUUAUAUAUGUCUAUAUCUAUAAUUAUGAAAGUUUUUCACUUUUUGAAUGGAACUAUAGAAAUAAAAUCAAUUUUUCCAAGA
This is a messenger RNA of Syngnathoides biaculeatus (alligator pipefish), 1755 nucleotides long. RefSeq names its product alpha tubulin acetyltransferase 1 (gene atat1). The transcript has 12 exons. The record is from RefSeq and is a predicted model, not a curated record. Lineage: Eukaryota; Metazoa; Chordata; Actinopteri; Syngnathiformes; Syngnathidae. Gene Ontology annotation, molecular function: tubulin N-acetyltransferase activity. Gene Ontology annotation, biological process: alpha-tubulin acetylation. Gene Ontology annotation, cellular component: microtubule. Bases 299 to 1621 code for a protein of 440 amino acids.